GUUCUUCAGAACAUUUUCCAGGAAAAAAAAUAAAUCAAGAAAGGCCAGUCGCCUUUUGAAAAACACUUUUGGAAGUUUUCAACUUUAAAAUUCUGAAAUGGGGUUUAAUUCCCAAAGUAGUUAGUGAUGUGCUACUUGGAUGACAACUUGUGUUUCAGCUUCCUGCUCAGAGUACUUUUGAUCUUUUAUUUGUAAACAUACUUAAUUAGAAUCAAGCCCAGAGUUAAUAGAACUAUUCCCCACAUAGGAUUGCACCAUAAAUAUUGCAUUGUUGUGGUAUCUAUGCUCUUGAAGGCCUUCCUACUUGCUCUUAAUAUUUUGAACAAAGAUGAAUGUUGGGUGAGACUGCCUCAGAGUCUCAACUUUUGCUGAAUUCCUUGUGUGUUGCUUGCUUAGUUCCUUAUAAACAAAAUUAUUAGUCAAGUUAUCUGUUGUUAACUGAUUUUGCGCAAGAAAUAAUUGCCACAGAAAUAACUCAAUUACAUAAUAAAAGUAUUUCUCAGUCAAGUAACCACAACAUUUCAUUUAAUCUUGUCCUACCACACAGCAAUACUUCUUCUUAAUUUAUGUGCUUUUGGAUGAAACUGGAGGAAGUCAAUCUUUCUGUUGUACGGUAUAUCCUCUUUUGAUGUGUAAGCGUGAAGCAUUGUUCCUUGAGAAAUUGCUGCUGCCUUAGGAUAACAAACUUGCAAAUAUAUCAAGAUUGCCACAAACUCUCCAUCCAAGCAGAUGUUCCCACUACUAUUUAAUGAAUCAUUUUUCCACGUCCUUGCAUAAUAAGGGAUAAUCUGAUAUAUUUUCUCUCUCCGUCCAAAUUCAGAAGGCUGCCUCUCUCUCUUUCAGCCUUCAAUUUCAAUGCAGUCUUAAUUUCUGGGAGACUUCCCUUAUCUACCAGGGGUCUCCAGAGGUGGCAACUUUGAAGAGGACUUCAACUCCCAGCAAGGCUGGCUGGGGAAUUCUGGGAGUACCCAAGUCUUAAGUUGCCACAUUUGGAGACCUCUGCUCUAUAUUGAACCAGCGUUUUUGAAUACGAGCACUGUAAGUCACGCUCAAGCACUCUGUCCCAGAACGAAAAUUGGCACCAGUGCUAAAACAAAUGGGGUGUAGAAAACCCACACUGGUGCCAGCUUCCUUCAGCAUUUGUUUUUCAUUUGUCAUUCCUGUUGUCAUCACCGUGAGGGCAGGAGACUUUUGUGUUUCUGUUUUCAAUUGGCAGUUCGGUUUGGUAACUUGCAAAUCAGCUGGCAACGGUGUUGUUGCAAGCCUUAAUUCCUUUUUUUCCGAGAGACGCGUCCGUCCGUUCGUCCUUUGGGUUUUUGCAAGCUUCCUGCCACUACAUCGCAGCUGUGUUUCUCCGCUAUUUGGCUGUGGACUGGUUUAAGUGCGUGUUGGGCUCCCCCAGUUCCAGCACCAUGGACGCCCGGCCGCUGUUCCAAACCUUGCUGAUGUUGGCCGAGGAUAACGUGGCUUUCUUCCAGAACGUCCCCACCGAGACAGGUCAACGCUUCCUGGCCACCUUCACCACCAUCCAAGAACAUGCCCGGAGCCUUGAGCCGAUGCUGGACCACUUCUCCGCCGUCUACCACGUCUUUGACCUGGACGAGCACACGCCGGCCAACGGCUACCGCAGCCUGGCCCAGACGGUGCGCUGCUGCGUGGCUCACAUCAUCCACAAAAGCCGCUACGUGGCCGCCAACCGCCGCAGCAUCUUCUUCCGGACCAACCACAAUUGCGCCGAACUGGAAGCGUACUGUGUGGCCUUGACCCAGCUCCGGGCCUUGGUCUACCUAGCCCAGCAUCUGCUGACUCAGAACCGGCCCGGGUACCUCUUCAACCAUGAGGAUCGGGGCCUUUCGAGACAGUUUCUCCAGGAAUACAUGACGAUGCAGAAGGGCUGUUUUUACGGGCGCUGCAUGGGCUUCCAGUUUGCUCCUUCGAUCCGGCCUUUUCUGCAGACCAUCGCCAUCAGCCUGGUCUCCUUUGGGGAGAAUUACAAACGGAACAUCUCCGGCAUCGGCGUGGCGGCUGGCUCUCUCUUCAUGAGUGGGAAGUUUGCCAUUGACCCUGAACUGCGAGGAUCGGAGUUUGAGCGCAUCACUCAGAACUUGGAUGUCCAUUUCUGGAAGAGGUUUUGGAACCUCACUGAGACGGAAUUGCUGGCGUCGCUAGCCAGCAUGGCUUCCUCUCAGGUCCGGCUGUCCCGAGCCUUGCUGGUCCCACCCCAUUCCUUUGACCUGCCUCUGGUUUCUAACCCCCAACUGAGCGUCACCAUCACACCUCCGGUGGCCCACACCGGGCCAGGAGCCGUCCAGAUGAGGCUCAUUUCCCACGAGCUGCGUGAAGGACAGGACAGCGAGGAAUUGCUCAAAUUGAUGCGGCCGGAAGGAACUCUGGCCCUGGAGCUGCCCUGGAAGACCAAGACCUUGCCUCGCUCCCCCUACCUCCUGGUGCACUUUCACGGAGGCGGUUUCGUAGCGCAGACGUCCAAGUCUCACGAGCCUUACCUGAAAUCGUGGGCUCAGGAACUGGGGGCCCCUAUUCUUUCUAUCGACUACUCACUGUCCCCGGAGGCUCCCUUCCCACGAGCGUUGGAGGAAUGCUUCUUUGCCUACUGCUGGGCCCUUAAGAACUGCCAUCUCUUGGGCUCCACAGCGCAAACGGUCUGCCUUGCAGGGGACAGCGCUGGCGGCAACCUCUGCAUUACCGUCUCCAUGCGUGCCGCCGCCUUUGGGAUCAAGAUGCCGGAUGGGAUCAUGGCGGCCUACCCCGUCACCCUCUUGGAGAUUGCCGCCUCGCCUUCACGGCUUCUCGCCCUGCUGGAUCCGCUCCUGCCUCUCAGCGUCUUGUGCAAAUGCCUCAGUGCCUACGCAGGAAUGGAGUCAGAGCAGCCUGAUGACUCGGCCUUGGAGAAGUUGGACCCCAUGAACAUGAUGCGCCGGAACACGGCCCUCCUGUUCCGAGACUUACGCCUGGGUGCGUCCGCCUUGGUUGGCUCUUUGAUGGACAAGACAGGCAAGCGCAACAGGGCGGGUGCCGUAAAUGAAGCCUUGAGGAAAAGUGCAUCGGAGACGAGCCUGAAAUUGAAGCCAUUUGCCAGCCACAAAGAUUCCCGGAAGAAGAGCCAGACGUGUCAAAAUUUCUUAGGGUCCUCCGAUGUCCAGCGAGACACAAGCUCUACCACUCCGGACUCUGAAGAUCAGCCCACCUUUUUCCUCUCUGACCAGGACCAAGAGGCCUUCUCCUCCAGCAGUGCCCAGGGCUUGGUUUUUCCCGACGGCUUCCAGCCGCUACGCACCAGCCAGCCUGCCGCCAGCCUGCCUUUAGAGCUGUCGCCCAUCGUCAAGAACCCGUUCAUGUCGCCCCUUUUGGCCCCGGAUGAAAUGUUGAAGGGACUCCCUCCGAUCCACAUCGUGGCCUGUGCUCUGGAUCCCAUGUUGGACGACUCCGUGAUGUUUGCCCAGAGGUUGAGGGCCCUCGGUCAGCCAGUCACUCUGCGCGUGGUGCAGGAUCUCCCCCACGGCUUUCUCAGCCUGUCCCAGUUGUGCCGCGAGACCCGCCAGGCCUCAGCUGUCUGCACAGAGAUCAUCCGGAACAUUCUGGUUCCUUCCGAUGCCGCCCCCCCACAGCCCCCGGCCACCCUCCACAAACAUCGCAAACUGGAGCGAACGUCUCAAGUCGUGGCUAAUAAUGCCGACCACCCUCCCAUCCAGGAGAACGGGGUCCCCCCUCAACAGAAAGCCUCGCAUAAUCCAGCGGCAGAGUGCAGGACCACUAGGCCCAAGGAGCAGAUGCAGACCACCAGCAAAACUCCAGACCCCCCAAAUGGGGGACAUUCCUUGGACCAGCCAAGCAAAGCCAAAAACAUCAGCACCCCUUCCACAGCCGAUCCCAUCUUAAAUGCUGCUAUCAUUCCCGGCCAGGAUUCUGGUCCUUCAAAUAGCACCUCGGGCAGAGGGGUGGGGGCCUGAGCCCCACCCCCACCCCCAUCUAUUCCCCCGACCUUGUGGCUUGAAAUGGUGUGUCAUUUGCAGUGGUGCUUUUUUUUGCUUCACACUCUGGAUGGAUGCCUCCGAACCUCGUGAGGAAGGGCUCUCGCUGCCGUCUCCGUUGCUAACCGAACGUUGGGGGGGGGCGACCGUUUGUCCCAGAAGUCUCCGUUCUUUUCAUCUCCUGGAAUGAUGCUUUUAUAUACCUGUUUGGAUUUUUUAAAAA
Molecule: messenger RNA, 4212 nt
Organism: Crotalus tigris (Tiger rattlesnake)
Lineage: Eukaryota; Metazoa; Chordata; Lepidosauria; Squamata; Viperidae
Gene: LIPE
Product: lipase E, hormone sensitive type
Exons: 10
Coding region: 1413-3968 (851 amino acids)
Biological process (GO): cholesterol metabolic process; triglyceride catabolic process
Cellular component (GO): cytosol
Molecular function (GO): triacylglycerol lipase activity; sterol ester esterase activity
Source: RefSeq, a predicted model, not a curated record